This is a messenger RNA of Callorhinchus milii (elephant shark), 1758 nucleotides long. RefSeq names its product SLAM family member 5. The transcript is spliced from 5 exons. Lineage: Eukaryota; Metazoa; Chordata; Chondrichthyes; Chimaeriformes; Callorhinchidae. The record is from RefSeq and is a predicted model, not a curated record. Bases 642 to 1358 code for a protein of 238 amino acids.
AAGACAGCCAGGAUGCUAUUAGCAGGGAGGCGGUGGGAAAUUGGGGGUUUAUAACCAUUCAAUAUGGGAUUUAGUGGGGAAAAAAAAUUCAUGUUUAAAGUUUGCAUUUUAAAAAAAUUGACUGGCAGCAGAAAGCCUACAGUGUGAGUGGAGGAGGGAGUAACCAGCUCUAAGCUGGGCCUUCAAGCCAAACCAGGAAGUGGAGAGAGAGAGAGAGAGAGAGACAGAUACAUAGCAAUUUCUUCCACUUACAAGAUACAAGGUUUCCCAAAUCUGACCAUUUUAAGGAUGAGAGACCACGGUUUACCUGAUCUCUAUAGUGCUUUAUUGUAUUAUUAUUUUAUUUCCUAGGAAAGACGCAUGCGAUACUUUACAUUUGUUUUUAAAAAAGAAAGGAAGGAAGGAAGGAUCGACAUUAGAGUGGUUUGACUCUGGCUCGUCAAGUAGUGUUGUAGAGGUUCUGGGUUUCCAAUCGCUGGUUUAUUUUUUUCCCUGUGUGAAGCUGCUCUGGCCUAAGUCACUGUAAAGUCUCUCUUCUUGCCCAGCUCAGUGCUACCAUUGCCAGGGUCUGGUUGUCAUUUUCCCAAAGCCACCUUUUCACCUCUCGAUUCUGGCUGGAUUUGCGCAGCAAAAGGAAAACUAUGUGGGGUUGCAGCUAUUUUGUUGGUGUUUUCCUGAUUUCAGUUUCAGUGUCAAUCCAGGAAGAAUAUACAGAAUACGGAAUGGUGAACCAAAAUGUAUCUUUCUCUUUCAAUCGUCCGAAAGGGACAAUAGAAAUCGUCUGGAAGUUUAGACAUGACAAGAUCGUGGACUGGUCAGAUCUGUCCAAAGAGCCUGUAUAUUAUCAGCCGUACAGAGGAAGAACUGUGAUUAACAAAAACACUUUAUCAAUCAAUGAAUUAAGGAAAGAAGAUGUCGGUAUCUACACAUUGGAAUACACAUUUGAUGAUGGCAAUACUGAAGAAAAUAAAUACAACCUAAUGGUCCUUGACCCACUUUCAAAGCCAAAGAUUACAUGCAGAGGGAAUCUUUCUGUUGUUCAUAUGAUUUGCAACAAGAAUGUUACCUCAAAUGAAGACUUAGUUAAAAUCGAGUGGAUACACAAAAGCGUGCAACUGGACAAUGAUCCCAUUACUGACCAUUUACUGGAAAUAAAAGAUCCCCUGAAUAAUAAGGGAGCGUAUGUUUGUAUUUUAAACCAACCAGGAAACAGUGAAGAAAGCGAUCCUUUUCAAAUGGAGGAUUGUGAAGGGUUUAAGUAUCGACGUCACCACAUUUUCAUCUUUUUCAGUUUAAUAACAGUUUUUUUGGUGCUAAUCGCAUACAUGUGUCAAAAAUGUUGCCCUGUUACGUCGUAAAAAACAUGCUACAAAUUGGAAUAAGUGUAAAGCAGCUGAUAACUCUGGGGAGGAAAGAGACCAUCACCAGCUUGAAGAAGAUCAUGUAACAUAAUUGAUCAACUACUGAGGAGAAACUUUAUGAGCCUGAAGAACAUAUUGUAUAGAAUUUUUGUUUGUGUUAGCUGGGCACAACUGAGACACCAACAAUUCAUCUAAUGGUAGCGAAACAUCACUGAAUUACCAAAAGAUUCUGUAAUUUCUUCCCUGUUACUGAUGAGAUCAAUUGCCAGACAACCCCCCAACAUUUAUUCCAUUCCGUCCUCCUGCAUGCCGUAUGUUUGAACAAUCACAAGGUUUUCCAGGAUCGAACAGAUCAACAACAACAACAACAAGAUUCCAUUUAGAGAGCGCCUUUCAC